Messenger RNA from Pimephales promelas (fathead minnow), 1394 nucleotides. RefSeq names its product transmembrane BAX inhibitor motif containing 6 (gene tmbim6). Gene Ontology annotation, molecular function: enzyme binding. Gene Ontology annotation, biological process: negative regulation of RNA splicing; negative regulation of endoribonuclease activity; cellular response to unfolded protein. Lineage: Eukaryota; Metazoa; Chordata; Actinopteri; Cypriniformes; Leuciscidae. The record is from RefSeq and is a predicted model, not a curated record. Gene Ontology annotation, cellular component: mitochondrial membrane.
UGACGUCUCGUUGUUUUGCAAGCGCUGUACGUGACAGAGAGGCGUUGAUCCGAAUACACAGGCCUUCAGGAACAACCGACGGAGACACACACACUUUCACAGCUUAUGCAGGUUCUCCUGUGACUGAAACAACGGAAACAUGAAUGUGUUUGAUCGCAGCAUCAACUUUGAUGCUCUCUUCAAGUUCUCUCAAAUCUCGCGCUCGACUCAGCAACACCUGAAGAGUGUGUAUGCCAGUCUGGCGGUGUGUAUGCUGGUGGCCACCGCCGGCUCCUACAUCUAUGUCAUCACACACAUGUUUCAGGGUGGCAUCACUAUGCUGGGGUCGCUGGCCAUGAUGGGUUGGCUGGCCAUGACUCCUCACAGUCCUCAAACGGAGAAGAAGAGGCUCGCCAUUCUGGCCGCUUUCGCUUUCUUCACAGGUCUGGGACUCGGGCCGCUCAUGGACUACGUCAUCAGCAUCGACCCGAGCAUCAUCGUGACGGCGUUCCUGGGCACCUCCAUGAUCUUCGGCUGCUUCACACUGAGCGCGCUCUACGCCCAGCGCAGGAGUUACCUGUUCCUGGGAGGCUCUCUGAUGUCCGCCCUGACCGUUCUCCUGCUCGUCUCCGUCCUCAACAUGUUCUUCGCCUCCGCUUUAGUCUUUAAGGCUCAUCUGUAUCUGGGUCUGGUGGUCAUGUGUGGGUUUGUGCUGUUCGACACUCAGCUCAUCAUCGAGAAGGCAGAGAUGGGAGACAAAGACUACAUCUGGCAUUGUGUGGACCUCUUCCUGGACUUCGUGACCAUCUUCAGAAAGCUGGUCAUCAUCCUCUCUAUGAACGAGAAGGAUAAGAAGAAGGAGAAGAAGUGAUCUCCGGAGAGCUGAACACGGCAGCGGCUUCAUCCUGAAUAUGAUUAGUUUGAUUACAUUUAAUGUGAUUGGAUAUGGUGUCUUAACUUUAUUUUUGAGAAUUGUUUCUGGGCUUUGAAUAUGUCGUCAGGAAAGUGAGCUGAUGUGGUUUGACUGUAGAUUUUGAAGUCUUAUUUAAAGCUUGAGUUCUGUGGAAACGAAUCUCAUUCUAAACGAUGAUCUGAUUUAAUAUUCGACACAAUAGGAAGGGCCUUUCUUACCCACGCUCUGAACAUGUUUAAUAUUAACGUCACAUCAUUAAUAAUACCGUAACAUGGUUGUGUUCGCUGAACUGCUUUCUGUGCUUAUUGCUUUUUCAUUAAUAAUUUUUCUUAAUUGCCAAUGUCAGACUAGAGUUUUGUAGCUGCUGUUAAUGCCAAUUUAAUUUAGAUUCAAGGCUACCAUUGUUAAUGCAUUUAUCAUUGAUCACAGAUGAGAUUUUUUUUAUUUUAUUCAUGGAUAUUGUGCAUCUUGAGUCAAUAAAGGAUGCCACUGAUUAAAUGUG